Messenger RNA from Hermetia illucens (black soldier fly), 2051 nucleotides. RefSeq names its product coatomer subunit delta (gene deltaCOP). NCBI's taxonomy places the organism in Eukaryota, Metazoa, Arthropoda, Insecta, Diptera, Stratiomyidae. The transcript has 9 exons. Bases 170 to 1729 code for a protein of 519 amino acids. Gene Ontology annotation, biological process: retrograde vesicle-mediated transport, Golgi to endoplasmic reticulum; Golgi localization; endoplasmic reticulum to Golgi vesicle-mediated transport. The record is from RefSeq and is a predicted model, not a curated record. Gene Ontology annotation, cellular component: COPI vesicle coat; cytosol.
AACUUUUUGUCACACCGAACACGUCAGCGAGAAAUUGUGUGUUUUGUCGGCGACAUUUCAUAUUUAAUUUCGAUUACUUCUCGCUGUCUCCAAUUAGAUUUAUAAUUUGACUUUCCGCAAAACACUUUGACUGUUCCUCUACAAUCUGCCAUAGAAAUCCAGCCUGAAAAUGGUUUUGAUAGCGGCCGCUGUGUGUACAAAAAGUGGAAAAGUGAUAAUAUCGCGACAAUUCGUUGAGAUGACGAAAGUCCGCAUCGAGGGACUGCUCGCCGCCUUCCCAAAACUGAUGACGACCGGGAAGCAGCACACAUUCGUCGAGACGGACUCCGUGCGAUACGUCUAUCAACCCUUGGAGAAAUUGUACAUGCUCCUGAUUACCACCAAAGCGAGUAACAUCCUUGAGGAUUUGGAGACGUUGAGGCUGUUCUCGAAAGUGAUCCCCGAAUACUGCCACUCUCUUGAGGAAAAGGAAAUUCUCGACAAUGCAUUCAAUCUUAUUUUCGCCUUCGAUGAAAUCGUUGCUUUGGGCUAUCGCGAAAGUGUCAACUUGGCCCAGAUCAAAACAUUUGUUGAAAUGGAUUCGCACGAAGAGAAAGUAUACCAAGCUGUACGGCAAACACAGGAACGCGAAGCCAAACAGAAGAUGCGCGAAAAAGCGAAGGAGUUGCAGAGGCAAAGAAUGGAAUCGGCCAAACGAGGUGGAAACAUCGGCCGUGGUGGACACGGUGGCUUCUCUUCAGAUGGAUUUGGGUCGAGUGGCGGUAUUGGAGGUGGAUCCAAUAUCAGUGCACCAUCAAUUGAAAAUAUUGAGAUUAAGCCAAGCAUAAAACUGCAAAAACCAUCACAACCACGCAACGCUUUGAAACUGGGCGGAAAAUCGAAGGACGUCGACUCAUUUGUUGACCAAUUGAAGAGUGAAGGGGAAAAAAUUUCAACGUUGACACCAGCCUCAACCGCGGCGGCUGCUGUAGCUCGCCCGAAAAUUGCUUCUGAUAUUCAUACUGAAAGUGUACACUUGAAGCUUGAAGACAAACUGGUCGUUCGUCUUGGACGUGAUGGUGGGCUGCAAACCUUCGAGCUUUCAGGCCUUCUAACACUUCGAAUCUCAGACGAGAAAUUCGGUCGUAUUAAAGUGAAAUUGGAGAAUGCAGACCAACGGGGCAUUCAACUUCAAACGCAUCCAAACGUUGACAAGGAGUUGUUUAAGACGAAAGGUUUAAUUGGAUUGAAAAAUCCGGCUAAACCGUUUCCACUCAACACGGAUGUCGGUGUGCUGAAGUGGCGUUAUCAGACACAGGAUGAGUCAGCUAUUCCACUGACCAUAAAUUGUUGGCCCUCCGAGAAUGGAGACGGUGGCUGCGAUGUCAACAUUGAAUACGAAUUGGAACACACUAGGCUUGAAUUGCAGGAUGUUUGCAUAGCGAUUCCGUUACCCAUGGGCGUACAACCAGCUGUCGGUGAAUGCGAUGGAACUUACAACUACGACUCACGAAGGCAUUUGCUCCAAUGGAAUUUGCCAAUCAUUGACGCUUCCAACAAAGCAGGAUCACUUGAGUUCAGUGUGGCAUCAUCGAUACCUGGAGAUUUCUUCCCGCUACAGGUCAGCUUCGCGUCGAAAACAUCAUAUGCCGAUCUACGAGCCCACGAUAUUGUCACUGUGGAUGAUGAGACCCCGGUUAAAUACUCCUCGGAGACAUUCCUGUUUGUUGAUAAAUAUGAAAUUGUUUAAAUGAUUAGGGAUAAUUACGGAAUUUAAAUUUUAUAUAUACAAUCAUACGAUUAGCAAUUACCUUUUCGAGGGAGCACGAAAGAGCGGCGAGUGUGCGAUGAAAGAUGAUAGAAAUAGUUGAAUAUGUUUCUCUGCAAAAUCUUGAGUAUUUUUAAACCUAUGUAUCAUACUUAGAUCCUAGGGUCCACCAUUUUGUUCUUGUUCUUUUCUAGAAAUAUAGUAUUGAAGACCUCAAACUGGACAGUGUGUUACAUGCUGUAUGCAAGAUGAUUAUUUUAUGCAAAUAAAUUAAAUGGAAGGCAUAAAUGCCAAACGCGCCAUA